Messenger RNA from Pochonia chlamydosporia 170, 1473 nucleotides. Its product is annotated as heterokaryon incompatibility protein. Lineage: Eukaryota; Fungi; Ascomycota; Sordariomycetes; Hypocreales; Clavicipitaceae. The record is from RefSeq and is a predicted model, not a curated record. The transcript has a single exon. Bases 1 to 1473 code for a protein of 490 amino acids.
AUGGCUGGUCGCGUUCUGAGUGACAGUAAACCGAGCGAGCUGCCUCCAAGAGUCUUGCAAGUUUCACAAGGAAAUGUCCGUCUGGUUGAGAGCAAUGGAUUGACUGGGAAAUACGUCGCCCUCAGUUACUGCUGGGGUUCUCCAGUCAAGCCACCGCUUAAAACGCUGAAGAGUAAUUUACAGAGCUACCAACAAGAAAUCCCUUGGCACAAGAUUCCAUCGACCUUCCAGGAUACCAUAACCGUGGCCAGGCGACUAGACAUACCAUAUGUGUGGAUUGACUCUUUGUGCAUUGUCCAAGACGACCAACAGGACUGGCUAUCGCAAUCGAAGCUCAUGGGCUCGAUAUAUGAGCACGCUCAUCUCACAGUUGCCGCAAGUCACGCUGAAGACGCGUGGGUAGGAUUUCUUAGUACUAAACAAGCACAAUUACAGUCUAUUGAGCUCCCCGGCUUCUUUGUGUCUGUGUCAUCCCCAGACGACAAGGAGACUCCAAGGGUCUUUGCAUCAGUGAGAACAGAGCAGGCAGGCGACGUUUUCCCGGAAUUUGGUGUUUUGAACAAGAGAGCAUGGGCAACGCAGGAAUGGCUCCUAUCCCGGCGGAUCGUCUUUUAUACAGCUGGCCAAUUGCUUUGGUCAUGUAAAAGGAUCACUCAACGUGAGACUGGAGAGAGAUGCUUUAGCAUAUCGCGCAAUACUCACUGGAAGAGUGUGGUUGAACAGUACAGCGAUCGUACACUCACAUAUCCUACCGACAAGCUCAUUGCUCUGGAGGGCCUGCGGAUUGAGUCGCAGGGCAAGUAUGGGUAUGAGUAUCUUCAUGGCAUGUGGAAAGACUGUAUGCCAGAUCACUUAAUCUGGCAAGUCACUCGAAAGAUUCAGAAUCCUACGGCCAAUGAUGCGCUGCAGCUGCCAACCUGGUCCUGGGCGCAUGUUUCAUGUGGUGUGAGAUUCUUACCCAUUAGGGGAGCAAAGAACCUUUGUAGUGAUAUUUCAUUUUCUGACGAUGGUACUGAAAUGUCGAUUCGGUCGAUGGUCAAAAUGGCCACGGUGCUGUCAAUUGGCAAUGUUGCCGACUUGACUGGUCCUGGCGCAGACUCCAUUGCUACAGAUGUCCAGUCAACAAAUUCUCAGUUAACAGAAACCAUGGCGAAAUAUAUCAAAGACGGGCAAGGCAACGCAAUUGGAUGGAUCAUUUUUGACGAGUGGAAUGCGACCAUACCCAGCCACGAAGUGUACUGCCUCGCUCUAAUGGGCGGAGCAAGUAAACGCCAAGAAGAAAAAGAGAGACGGACGGGGAUUGCAACAGUGUCAAAAUUACGGCAUUACUGGAUCCUCGCCCUGCGGAAAGCGUCGUCGUCUUCGUCAUCGUCAACAAAGGAAACUGUUUUUGAACGGACCGGAGUCGGCAAAGUCUACGGGCGGGAGUUUUGGGAAAAUGCCGCUAUGAAGACCGUAGUUGCUUUGACAUAA